Symbiodinium pilosum is the source of this 155-nucleotide messenger RNA. Lineage: Eukaryota; Dinophyceae; Suessiales; Symbiodiniaceae. The record is from the annotation of a GenBank genome assembly.
GCUCAUGCCAACUUCAGACACCGGAACUACGUUCGAUCCGUCGCAUACCUGAUCACCAGCGGAGUGGGCAUGCCGCUCUUCGGAUGGCUGGUCUGGGGACCCCUGGUCUCCAAAGCUGCUUUGACUCGGUCUUGCGGCUUCAUGAUGUCCGAAGA